Molecule: messenger RNA, 3138 nt
Organism: Zygosaccharomyces rouxii
Lineage: Eukaryota; Fungi; Ascomycota; Saccharomycetes; Saccharomycetales; Saccharomycetaceae
Gene: MNN14
Product: Mnn14p
Exons: 1
Coding region: 1-3138 (1045 amino acids)
Source: RefSeq, a predicted model, not a curated record
AUGGGUGCACUGGCGCACAAUCUGAAACACAUUCACACUGCCCCGAAGCGCCUUACACCACCCUAUAUAGUCUUGUAUCGCCUUGCAGCAGCCUAUUCAGUCCCUUUUAACGGCGGAUAUUUUCUCACUCUCUCCUACUCCGUUUUUUGGCUAGCCUUAAUUCCGUUUUCUUGGUUCGCGUCGGCUCCUACCACCGUAAGAAAAGGAGUAACCGCUUGUAGUAGUGCUGGCAGAAAACUGCAGCCUGGUUACCGUAUUUUAUUCACAGUAUAUAAAGACCCUGAGAAUCCGAAACCGAAACGGGGAACGCAUCGGACACGUACUUCAAUACAACCGAUCAGUAAUAAACUACUGCAAUACUGCCGCGAUACUCAACCGCUUCUAUACUCUACGAUGACGCUGCUUGCAAAGGGAGGUUUGCGUUGGGUUAACUCCCAUAAGUCACUUAUACAGCGGGUUCUGCUUUUUUCUGUUAUAGUGUUUAUUAUUGUAAAGCAAGCGAGUUUUAGCAGCAGUGAAGAUGCAGAGGUGCCGCUUAUUAUUGGAUCAGCAGGAUCCAAGCUGGAUCAAGCCCGUGCGCUAUACCGUAAGUUUAAGUUCGAUACGAGUAUGAUUUGGCCUGAUGUGUACACAUUGAAAGGAUCACUUUUGACUCCGUCAUUCGGAGCAAAAAAGGGGCAGCAGCUGGAGUCUAUUGACGAUUUGCAUUACUACGACAGUGACCCAAGGCUUGUAUGGACAGUUUAUUUGGAUCAUGCGAUGAAUACAGCGAUGACUUAUCAACAUGAGGCCCAUGCGGACAUCACGAAUGAAGAACCACUGCCGGAAAUGCCAUUUUCAUGGUAUGAUUGGAUAGAUCAUCAUGAUUUUGAUAAAUUGAUCGCAGCUGUCCACGAUGGUGGGGUAGAAUUAGGAUGUGCCUUUUUUUAUGAGAAAGCAUUCAAUUCUGAUAAACUGGACGAACUUGAAGCAUCUGUAGGAGACUACUUGUUUUCUUACCAGCGCGUCAAAUACUACGAUGCUGAAUGGUACAGAAAGAUUAGAAACGAAAAAGCAGCCCCCGAAAACAUUCCUGAAGGUCAGUGUAAAUCUGUUAAUGGUCCUGUUAAGUUUAAUUUGCCAAUUCAGGUUCACGAAUUACAUGAGGACGUUAGACCGGAGGUUUAUCAAAUGCAGGCGAGAUCUUAUCUGAUAACUAAAUUGAAUAAUCCAUUAUCGUUGACAGUCUUAGAGGGGGCUCGUUCGGCAUACAGAUUUCCAUUACGCUCUCAAAGGUCGAAUUUGAUCGAAUCCCGCCUAUUGGAUACAUACCUGUCGCGUCACAUGACUCGUGCUGAUAAAAAUUCUGACUACAAAUUUGAUCACUUACAAACUUUCCACGAUUUUCUACUAAGCGAUGCCGCAUUUAGAUCAAAAGUUGUAAUUCCUGAUGCGCAAAGAACUCAAGAGGAUGAAAGUGCCAUACCGCUGAAACCAAGUGAUUUUGAGUUUGACGUUAGGGCUAAGAUCAAGGAAUUAGAAAAAUUGAAAGAUGAUAAGAAAAUUUCACCUCAUGAAGAACAGUAUUUGGAGUCAUUAAAGGUUUCUAUCAGUUACCAUCCGGCGUUACAACCCAAAUACUUGAGUGAAGCUGCUCAUAUUUCACAAUUUGCUGGUAUGGGGUACCAUAGAGAUAAAAGAUUCUUUAACGGUGGAUUAGUUGAAGAAUAUCAAGAAUAUCAGGCGAGAUUAAAUUCUCUAAUCCGCACUUGGUUAAAAUUUACAAGAGUUAACGGUUUGCUAACUUGGGUUGCUCACGGUUCACUUUAUGGUUAUUUAUACAACGGUAAAAAUUUCCCAUGGGAUAACGAUUACGAUGUUCAAAUGCCAAUUCGUCAUUUACACCUGUUAAGUCAAUAUUUUAACCAGUCUUUAAUUCUUGAAGAUCCAAGAGAAGGUAAUGGUAAGUAUCUGGUUGAUGUUGGAACUUCCAUUACAGUGCGUACCAAUGGUAAUGGUCAGAACAAUAUUGAUGCAAGAUUUAUUGAUGUUGAUUCUGGUCUCUACGUGGAUAUUACUGGUAUAAGUGUUUCUUCAAAUCCUCAACGUGAAAAUUUCAAAGAUUGGUAUGAAGAAAAGAAAAAGGGUAUUAAUUUAGAACAAGGCAUGAAAGACUUUGAUUUUCCAGAAAAAGGUGACGGUUAUGCCUCGAUGAAUAUUACAGCUCUUUCACAAUAUGCCAAGGAACAUGAAGAAGAAUUUAAUAACGAACAAAAGGACUGGAUUAAAAAUGUUGACAAAGGCGAAAGGGAUCAUUUUAAAAUGAGAACUGCUCCACAGAAGGGGUUAACACCAGAACAACGUUAUUAUAUGAAUCGUGAAGUUGGUGCUUACAACUGUAGAAAUAACCAUUUUAUCACCAUGGAUUUUGCUUCACCAUUGGUAAAGACUAUAUACCACGGCGUCGAAGCCCUAGUACCUUACAAAGUCAUUUAUGAUCUACGCAAAGAGUAUUACGUUCCAGAGAAUUUAGGAUUUACAGUAUAUCAAGGUAAUGUUUAUGUUCCAGAACUUCGUUCAUGGUUCAAUUUGAGCAUUUUGAAAAGAUUUGCUAAUAUUAAUUCAUGGAAUGCAAACUUGAGAGAAAUUAAAUCACCUGUUCAUGAUUUGAAACAGGAAGAUAUGGAUCCACUUUUUGAAAAUAUGCACAAUAUUGGUUAUACCGAUCUUUUCAGUCUGUACUAUACCUCUUAUAAUGUUUCAGCUUAUCGUCUCAAAGAACUGGAAAUUCAAUACGAUACUACGCUGAACAAGAUAGAAAAGGAAGACGUUUUGGAGAUUUUACGCCAUAAUAUAGCUCCAAACAUGAGUUCACCGGUAAAGGAUGCUACACUUUAUGUUUACGAGAAAAGACUUUGGGAAGGAAUGACACAAAAAUUAACCAGGAAUGAAAUUAACAAAGUUACGGAUCAAGUCAGUUACGAAGUUUACAAAGAUUUAACAGCAGCAGCAACAGCUUUUUAUGAGAAAAAAUCUUCCUUAUUUGUUACUACCGAUGAAGCUGGCGAAAUAUACGAUUACAAUCGGAUUGGCAUUCCAAUUCCGAAGGAUAAUAAAUUGUUUGAAAAGGACUAUUCUGAUGACAGGAGGAAAAAAUAA